This is a messenger RNA of Maniola jurtina (meadow brown), 2200 nucleotides long. Its product is annotated as UDP-glycosyltransferase UGT5-like. The coding region runs from base 30 to 2189 and encodes 719 amino acids. The transcript has 7 exons. Gene Ontology annotation, molecular function: UDP-glycosyltransferase activity. The record is from RefSeq and is a predicted model, not a curated record. Lineage: Eukaryota; Metazoa; Arthropoda; Insecta; Lepidoptera; Nymphalidae.
CCUUGAUCUCUUUCUUGACAAGCGCGGAAAUGUCGACGUUGUUAGUAAUAGUUUAUUAUGUUUUUAUAUUUACAACAUGCGAGUGUGCAAAAAUAUUAGCUGUUUUUCCGACACCUUCAAUAAGUCAUCAGAUAGUUUUUCGUCCUCUUGUCCAAGAAUUAGCAAAACGCGGUCAUGAAGUUGUAGUAAUAACUACAGAUCCAGCGUUUCAAAGGGGUAAAACUCCUCAGAAUCUCACAGAAAUUGAUGUUCACAAUAUAUCUUACAGCAUUUGGAACGAAUUCGUAACAGCUGAGAAAGGUCAAGCAAAUGAUGCUCAUGCACAUCUAAUACAUAUAUUUGAGCUGUUAAGCAAAAUAUUUGAAGGACAAUUGAAAUCGGACGAGGUGCACAAAUUAAUUUAUGAUAACAAUGAAAAAUUUGAUCUUGUAUUUAUCGAAUCUUUUGUAAGACCAGCUUUGAGCUUUUCUUACUUGUAUAAUGUACCAGUGAUUGAAAUUAGUUCCUUAGGUCCAAUUCACGGGACUUUUGACACUAUGGGCGUCCCGAUGCAACCACUCCUAUUUCCCUUUUAUACUUGCCAAAGAAUGCACAAUUUAUCCUUCCUUGAGAAGAUAUUUGAACUACAUAAUCAGUUUUCUUUCGAGAGAACAUAUAAACUAUUAGAAAAAUCAGAAAAUGAAAUGUUAAAAAGAUAUUUUGGCCCAAAUAUACCUUCGCUUAGUGAAUUGAGGAAUAAUGUGCAUAUGUUAUUUUUAAAUAUACAUCCAAUAUGGGAUUUCAAUCGGCCCGUUUCGUCAAAUAUUUUAUAUUUGGGAGGAAUGCAUCAGAAACCUAAUAAGAAAUUACCACAGGAUCUCAAAGCAUUCCUUGAUUCAUCUAAAAAUGGAGUAAUUUACAUGAGUUUCGGUACAAACGUUAAACCAUCCCUUCUUCCAUCAGACAAGGUUAAAAUAUUUACUACCGUGUUUUCUCAACUGCCCUACGAUAUUUUAUGGAAAUGGGACAAAGACGAAAUUCCAGGACGUCCCCAGAAUGUUAGAAUUUCGAAAUGGCUUCCACAGUCUGAUUUACUAAAGCAUCCCAAAAUAAUGUUGUUUAUAACACAAGGUGGUCUACAAUCAACAGAUGAAGCCAUAACAGCAGGAGUGCCUCUCAUCGGUGUACCAAUGUUAGGAGAUCAAUGGUUCAACGUAGAAAAGUAUGUUAUUCAUAACAUAGGGAUGAAACUUGGCAUAGAAACACUUACUGAGGAAGUAUUGAAAAAUGCUAUAGAAAACGUAAUUGGAAACGAGAGCUAUCGCCUAAACGUAGUUAAGUUACGCAACAUUAUGCACGAUCAGCCGCAAUCUUCUUUGGAAAGAGCUGUAUGGUGGACGGAGUACAUACUGCGACACGGUGGCGCUACCCAUUUGAGAUCCGCAGCCGCAAAUGUACCCUGGAUAGAAUAUUAUGCUUUAGAUCUGGAUCUCAAAGCAUUCCUUGAUUCAUCUAAGAAUGGAGUAAUUUACAUGAGUUUCGGUACGAACGUUAAACCAUCCCUUCUUCCAUCAGACAAGGUUAAAGUAUUUACUACCGUGUUUUCUCAACUGCCCUACGAUAUUUUAUGGAAAUGGGACAAAGACGAAAUUCCAGGACGCCCUCAGAAUGUUAGAAUUUCGAAAUGGCUCCCACAGUCUGAUUUACUAAAACAUCCCAAAAUAAAAUUGUUUAUAACACAAGGUGGUCUACAAUCAACAGAUGAAGCCAUAACAGCAGGAGUGCCUCUCAUUGGUGUACCAAUGUUAGGAGAUCAAUGGUUCAACGUAGAAAAGUAUGUUAUUCAUAACAUAGGGAUGAAACUUGGCAUAGAAACACUUACUGAGGAAGUAUUGAAAAAUGCUAUAGAAAACGUAAUUGGAAACGAGAGCUAUCGACUAAACGUGGUUAAGUUACGCAACAUUAUGCACGAUCAGCCGCAAUCUUCUUUGGAAAGAGCUGUAUGGUGGACGGAGUACAUACUGCGACACGGUGGCGCUACCCAUUUGAGAUCCGCAGCCGCAAAUGUACCCUGGAUAGAAUAUUAUGCUUUAGAUCUAAUUUUACCGCUAUUCAUUCUUAUUCUUAGCGUCAUAUUAGCAGUAGUCUUUUUAAUACACAUUAUUGUAUUAAAAUUAAAAAUUCUACGGGUAAAGCUUAAGGUAAAUUAAUAAACGAAUUU